This is a messenger RNA of Zingiber officinale, 2574 nucleotides long. RefSeq lists its product as uncharacterized. Lineage: Eukaryota; Viridiplantae; Streptophyta; Magnoliopsida; Zingiberales; Zingiberaceae. The record is from RefSeq and is a predicted model, not a curated record. Gene Ontology annotation, biological process: DNA integration. Gene Ontology annotation, molecular function: nucleic acid binding. The transcript is spliced from 7 exons. Bases 1 to 2574 code for a protein of 857 amino acids.
AUGAUCAAGCAAAUUCCAAAAUAUGCAAAGUUUCUUAAGGAUCUCUGUGUGCAUAAGAAGAAGUUAAAGCGGAAUGAAUUGAUCAGCUUAGGGAAGAAUGUAUCUGCUCUUAUUCAACCAGUUCCCCAGAAAUGUGAAGAUCCAGGAGUGUUUACAGUACCUUGUGAGAUUGGGAGUAGUUUGUUUAAGGAUGCUAUGUUGGAUUUGGGGGCUUCAAUUAAUGUGAUGCCAAGAUCAGUUUUUCAGACUUUAGGGAUUGGACCAUUAUUACCUACAGGGGUUGUGAUUCAGUUGACAGACCGCAGUCAGACUCACCCAGCUGGAGUUAUUGAAGAUGUAUUAGUUAAGGUGAGAGAACUCAUUUUUCCUACAGAUUUUUAUAUCCUUGAUAUGGAGGGAGAUUGCCUGGCCAGUAGAUCUCCACUUAUUCUAGGACGACCGUUUUUGAAGACUGCAAGGACUAAGAUUGAUGUUCAUGCGGGUACACUUUCUAUGGAGAUAGGAGAUACAAUGGUCCAGUUCAGUAUUUUUGACGCUAUGAAGUAUCCUAGAGAGGAUCAUUCUAUUCUCAGUCUAGACAUUUUAGAGGAGCUGGAUAGCAUAAAUUUCUUUUCAGGGUUUGAUUCAGAUUUUGCAGAGGUUGGUCAGAGUGAUGUGUUAUCUUCGGUUUUGGAGGAUAUUUCAGCCGUGGGAGUGGAUAAUGAGUUUUGUGAAUUAUUUCCUAGUAAGAGAGAUGAAUUAUGCGUAGGGGAUUGCUUAGGAGAAGCUCUACCCCUAGAAUCGCUCAGAGGAGAAGAAUUAUGUGUAGGGGAUUGCUCAGCAGCAUUACCCCUAAGAUCACCUACUAUUAAUCAGACACAAGAUGAUUUGAAGCCAUUGCCUCAACAUUUGAAGAUUUAUUUGGAGGAGGAUGUGAAACCAGUGAGACAGCCCCAGAGGAGACUUAACCCACUGAUGCUUGACGUAGUGAAGAAAGAGAUGACUAGACUUCUACAAGCAGGUAUCAUUUACCCUAUUUCUGACAGUAAGUGGGUAAGUCCUAUUCAUGUGGUACCAAAGAAAUCUGGAGUGACAGUAGUGGCUAAUGAGAAGAAUGAGUUAGUGCCCAUCAGAGUGAAGAAUUCAUGGAGUGUUUGUAUAGACUACAGGAAGCUGAACCAGGCAAGCAGAAAGGACCACUACCCUUUGCCUUUUAUUGAUCAGAUGUUGGAGAGACUGGCAGAUUUGCAUCGCUCCAGAGGAUCAGGAGAAGACUACCUUCACUUGUCCUUUCGGAACCUUUCAGCGAUGCAUGGACACAUAGUCUCUAGGAGAGGAAUUGAAGUAGAUCCUGCUAAAAUUAGUGCUAUAUCUUCUUUAUCUUACCCCGCAUGCGUGUGGGAUGUUCGAGCCUUUCUUGGCCAUACAGGAUUCUACAAGAGAUUUAUUAGGGACUUCAAUAAGAUUGCUCUUCCACUGUCUCAGCUUCUUCAGAAAGAUGUGGAGUUUCAGUUUGAUCAGAGGUGCAAGGAAGCUUUUCAGAGAUUGAAGGAGGCUUUGAUUUCUGCACCUAUCAUCAGGCCACCGGAUUGGACAUUACCAUUUGAGCUUAUGUCUUUGAAGUUUCUCCUCGAGAAGCUUGAUGCAAAGCCCAAACUAAUUAGAUGGAUGCUUCUACUUCAGGAGUUUGAUUUGGAGAUUCGUGAUAGGAGUGGGAAGGAGAACUUGGUUGCAGAUCAUUUGAGCAGAAUUGAAGGGGAUUUGGAUCACACGGCUAUUGAUGAUGAUUUUAGAGAUGAGCAGCUUUGUAGGGUGCAUGGUGAGUCUCCAUGGUUUGGAUUGCCCAGGGCGCUAAUUAGUGAUCAGGGGACACAUUUUUGUAACAGACACAUGAAGGCUAUGUUGAGCAGAUAUGGGGUUUCACAUAGAGUUGCUACUCCUUAUCAUCCCCAAACAAAUGGACAAGCUGACGUGUCAAAUAGAGAAGUGAAAGCAAUUUUAGAGAAAACUGUGAGGCCUGACAGGAAAGAUUGGAGCAAGAGAUUAGAUGAUGCACUUUGGGCUUACAGGACGGCUUUCAAGACUCCUAUAGGGAUGUCUCCAUACAGGAUGAUUUAUGGUAAAGCUUGUCAUCUUCCAGCGGAAAUCGAACAUAGAGCUUAUUGGGCAGUUAGAGCUUGCAAUUUUGAUGCUACUGUGGCAAGAGAAGAGAGGAAAUUACAACUCCAAGAACUCGAGGAAAUUCGAAUAGAAGCAUUUGAGAACUCACGGAUCUAUAAAGAAAAGAUCAAGAAUUUUCAUGAUAAGCACAUUGUGGGUAAGGAAUUUAAUAUUGGUGACAAAGUUCUCUUAUAUAGGUCACAACUCCAAUUGAUUAAAGGUUCAUUGAGAUCUCGUUGGGAAGGACCUUAUGUUGUGACUAAUAUGUUUUCUUGUGGAGUUUUUGAGAUUAGGGAAGAGGCUACCAACCGGAUUUUCAAGGUGAAUGGGCAUAGACUCAAGUUGUUUCAUGAGAUUGGCAAUGGAGAGGUGGUACAAAAGAUGAAGGUUAUUGAUGCUAUCUACUCAUGUGAAGGGGAGUUUGUUCCAACUUAG